Molecule: messenger RNA, 765 nt
Organism: Apaloderma vittatum (bar-tailed trogon)
Lineage: Eukaryota; Metazoa; Chordata; Aves; Trogoniformes; Trogonidae
Gene: CRYM
Product: crystallin, mu
Exons: 7
Coding region: 7-765 (252 amino acids)
Biological process (GO): thyroid hormone metabolic process
Cellular component (GO): cytoplasm
Molecular function (GO): thyroid hormone binding
Source: RefSeq, a predicted model, not a curated record
GGAGUCAUGCCCGCCUACAGCGCUGCGGACGAUGCUCUGACAACCAAGCUGGUGACUUUUUAUGAGCACAAGAAGGAUUCCUGUGUCCCUUCUCACCUAGCGACUAUCCUCUUAUUUGAUCCAAGAAAUGGUUCUUUAAAAGCGAUCCUAGAUGGCAGCGUGAUUACAGCAAAACGAACAGCUGCAGUUUCUGCAAUUGCUACCAAGUUUUUAAUGCCAGCUUUUGCAGAAGUGCUGUGCAUUUUGGGAGCUGGUGUUCAGGCAUAUAGCCAUUAUGAUAUCUUCACAGAGCUGUUCACAUUUAAAGAGGUCAGGAUAUGGAAUCGCACCAAAGAGAGAGCAGUGAAGUUUGCUAAUUCAGUAAAUGGUCCAGUGCACGUCUGCUCGUCGGCUCAGGAGGCUGUUACUGGGGCUGAUGUGAUCAUAACGGUCACUAUGGCAACAACACCAAUUUUAUUUGGAGACUGGGUAAAACCAGGUGCCCAUAUCAAUGCUGUUGGAGCAAGUAGACCAGACUGGAGAGAAUUGGAUGAUGAACUGAUGAAGAACUCAGUUCUGUUUGUGGAUUCCAGAGAGGCUGCUCUUACAGAAUCUGGAGAUGUUAUAUUAUCAGGGGCAGAGAUUUUUGCUGAGCUGGGAGAGGUAGUGAAGGGCAUGAAACCAGCCCUGCCUGAAAAAACAACAGUGUUUAAAUCACUGGGGAUGGCGGUUGAAGAUACAGUAGCAGCAAAAUUUGUUUAUGACUCAUGGUCGGCUGGUAACUAG